ACUGCAGUACCUUGAAGCAGCCAUGGACACUGGAACUGCAAUUAUUAUACCUGGGAUUGCUGUGUUUAUUGCAGUUUUUUGUUUGUUGUUAGUUGGCCUGGUGUACUUUGAGUUGAGGAAUUCAGAUAUUCCUCUCAGAGUUGCUAAUCCUAGAAAGCUACAAUUGGUUAAUUGCGUGUAUGCUGGAAUAGCAGUUUUGGGCAGAAUUCUGGAACAACUGGGGCUUUGUCAUCAGCUGAAUUUUACACGAUGGUGCAGAGCUUGUAUAAUGGUCCACAAAAGGCCAGUGCCUCCUGGGCUCCGCAUUAAGGACAUGACAUUCAAUGGGGUUCCAGUGAGGGUGUAUGAACCUACAGCAACCUCAGGAGAGAAAAGAAGAGGCCUAGUGUAUUUCCAUGGUGGAGGCUGGGUGUUUGGAAGUAUUGAUGAAGCUGAUGAGGUGUGUCGAUACAUUUCAAAGGAGAGUGACACCACAGUUGUGUCUGUUGGUUACCGACUAGCCCCCGAGCACAGGUACCCUGCCCACCUGGAUGACUGUGAGGUCGUGACUCACCACUUCCUGUCAAUAGCGGCAACUGGUUUCAGAGUGGACCCAUGCAGGGUGGCAGUUGGUGGGGACAGCGCAGGGGCGAACUUGGCAGCCGCACUCUGCCAGAGGCUGGCUAAGACACAGGAUGGUCAUCUGCCAUCUCCCUGUGCUCAGGUCCUCAUCUACCCAGCCCUGCAGAUGGCAGAUUUCAACUUGCCCUCAUACAAGCAGAACCAUUCUGUGCCCAUAUUGUUCAGAGGCCGAGCUGUAUUCUUUUUCCUGCAGUACCUCAGCGGGGAUACGUCUGUGAGCCAGCAGCUUGCGGAAGGCAAGCAUGUUCCUGCCGAGCUAAAACUUCACUAUAAGAAAUGGCUGGAUCCAACUAAUCUUCCACCUCAAAUAAGGGAGAGGGCCAAAAGUCAGCAAGUUAUCUCAGAUCACAAUGCUGAGGUCUAUCACAUCAUCAAACAGGGCUUGGAUCCAGAGAUCUCCCCGUUACUAGCUGAGGAUGAUGUUCUUUGCAGUACACCACCCGCCUUCAUCCUGACCUGUGAGUUUGAUGUUUUGAGGGAUGAUGGCAUUCUGUACCAGAAACGACUGAAGGAUCUUGGAGUGGAUGUCACAUGGCAGCAUGUAUCUGAUGGCUUUCAUGGGAUGAUCAGCUUCUUCAACAAGGGCUGGCUGACAUUUUCAUCCUCUCAAAAGGUUUUGGACAGCAUUGUAAGCUAUGUAAAGACACUCUGACUGAGAAACCAUGAGAUUUGUCAGAAUGAUUCAUAAUAUGGUCUUGUAAGGAAUAGGUCACCCAAAAACGAAAGUUCUGUCAUAAUUUACUCACUCGCCUUGCAUUAUUCCAAACAUGUUUUCUGUUGUUUUUUCUGCGGAAGACAUAGGGUACUUUUUUACAUACUGUAGCUCCUUUCCAUAAGAACAAUUCGUAGUGACAACGGCUGUCAAGCCCCAAAAAGGGAAUGAUUGGCAUGUUCGAAACAAUGCUUCACGAAGCAUCAAAGCCUUUUGCUUUGAAUUAGUGCUUCAAAGCACAUAUCAAACUGGCCAAGUCACGUUAUUUCAGCAAACAAUUCAAAUCAGUGUCUAAUGUAUGUAUGGCUGUAACUGAGCUCAAGUCAAUUUAGCAAUAACUUAGCUUGUCGAUCACCUUGAGUUAUGUUCCCACCGAAACAUGAAAUCAAAAUCUAUUUGGUCUCCAGGCAGUGAAACUGGAAUUUGGAACAAACUAUCGUCAACGAGAACACCUGCGCAAUCUUAUUCUGUAAAAUAACCCCAAUUUUACACUAAUUUAAAAGCUGAAUUUCAUACUUUAGCUUGAGUCCCCUGCAAGCUCAUCACCAUAGCUUUUUAUUUACAAAUGUUUGCACAAACUAAGCAAAAAUAAUAAUAAAAAAAUUAUAUAAUAAACUAUUGUUGCACUAUAAAAUCAAUUAUAAUCAUGAAUCCACACGAAUGGCAGUGUUUCCCAGCAGAACAUUUCCCAGAGCAUCACACUCCCUCCAACGGCUUGUCGUCUUCCCAAAGUGCAUCCUGGUGCCAUAAGUUCCCCUGGUAAAUGGUGCACAUGUACACGAUCGUCCAUGUGAUGUAAGAGAAAACAGGACACAUCGGACCAAGCGACCCUUCUGCCACUGAUCCAAGGUCCAGUCUCGACGCUCGUGUGCCCAUUGUAGGCACUUUCGACAGUGGACAGGGGUCAUCAUGGGCACUCUGACCGGUCUGCAGCAAUGCAGCCCCAUAAGCAGUAGGGUGUGUUUUGUGACACAUUCCUCCUGUAACCAUCAUUAAAAUUGUAUGUGACUUCAGUAGACCUUCUCUCGGUUCGGACCAGACGGGAUUGCCUUCUUUGCACUUGUGCAUUGAUGAGCCUUGGGUGCCCAACACCCUGUCGCCGGUUCGUGGUUCGUCCCUCCUCGGACCACUGUUAGUAGGUACUCACCACUGCUGACCAGUAGCACCACACAAGCCUUGUUGUUUCAGAGAUGCUCUGACCAAGUCAUCUGGCCAUAACAAUUUGGCCCUUGUCAAAGUCGCUCAGGUCUUUACUCCUGCCCAUUUCUCCUGCAUUCAAUAUGUUGACUAUGAAAACUGAUGGCAUGUGGCCUUGUUAAGAGAUGAUCUGUGUUAUUUGCUUCAUCUCUGAGUGGUCAUAAUGUUUUGGCUCAUAAAGUUUAUAUAUAAAGGUAUACAUAUUCGGCAAAUAUUCUGAUCUGUGUUUUCCAGGAUUUUGUAGACUACAAAAAAUAAACUGUAAAAAAAGAGAGUAACUAAAUUCGAAAGUGUUGUGUCAUUGUAGCUGCUGUUAAUUUGAGUCUUCUUGCGUCUGCAUUUACACACCUGUGACCAGCAGAUGACCUCAGCGUUCUGUGUUAUUAGGACUUUAAAAUAGGGAAUAAUUUUGUGGUCAAAAUGAUUCAAAGUUAGGAACGCUUAAUUUCUCCCAACACUACUUAAAGGGAAAGUUCACCCAAAAAUGUAAUUCUCUCAUCAUUUACUCACCCUCAUGGCAUCCAAGAUGUGUAUGAUUUUCUUUCUUCUGUGGAAGACAAACAAAGAUUUUUAAAAGAAUAUCUCAGCUCUCUAGGUCCGUAAAAUGCGAGUGAACGGUUAUCAGCACUUUUAGUAAAAGAAAUGCAUACGACUCCAGUGGUUUAAUGUAUGUCUUCUGAAGUGAUGCAAUAACUUUGUUUUUGAAACAUGUGUUUUUGAAACAUGUUUUUAACCAUAAAUCUUCACUUUCACUUCCACUCUUAGAAUGUAAAAGUGAAAAUAAAUGUGGAGAUUUAUAGCAAAAAAGGACUUUCUGUUUCUCACCCACACAUCACUUCUGAAGAUAUGGCUUUAACCACUGGAGUCUUAUGGAUUACGGUUUUGCUGCCUAUAUGUGAUUUUUUGAGUUUGAAAAGUCUGGUCACCAUUCACACGCAUUGUAUGGACCUACAGAGCUGAGAUAUGUUUAAAAACAAUCUUCGUUUGUGUUCAUCAGAACAGAGAAAGUUAUACACAUCUGGGAUGGCAUGAGUGUGAGUAAAUGAGAGAAUUUUCAUUUUUUGUGGUGAACAAAUUCUUUAAAAGUACCACAAUGACCAUUCAGGAGUUUAUUUAACUUUGUUUCAAGUCAUCCAAGCUUUCUAUGAAGAACAGGAUCAUUUUGAAUUAAUCACUAAAAUCUUAUUCGUGUUUGCAUUUAGAUUAAAAAAUGGUGUGUUGGUUACGGCAGAUGUUGCAUUUGAUUAAGUGUGGUUUUGAAUGCUGUCUUCAUUCCGCCAAGGAAUUAAAAAUUAAAAGGUAAUUCUGACCUCAUAUCUCACAAUUGUGACAUUAUUUCGGAUGUUCUGGCAGCAUUCGGCUUCCAUAGUUUUGAUUGGUGAUAUAUUUGAAGUGUUAUAAUUAUUUGUGUUGUGUAUGUCUAUACAAACAAUGCUACAUUUUUCCAUUGAAUCAUGAAUGACAUUCUAGUUUGUGACAUACUUAAAAUUCCUCCCACAUUCUAUAUCCCUUGUUUGCCCUCAUUUGUAUGAGAUGGCAGUCUCUGCUUUGGUGUUACAAGUGAUGCUACUUAUCAUACAGAGAGUUAGUCAGCAUUUGCAUGGUGCGUUUAAAGGAAUAUGAAACUUGCUGAGCUGCUCUCAUGGUGCCAGCAGAAGUGUUUAGUGUGUCCAUGGCAACAGCUCACUUACCUUUCUCCUGCUUUGACAAUGCCAUAAUAGAGCUGGUGACGUACAUUCUCCAAAGUGGUUAGACAUUCAGAUAUGGUGUGAGAAAUGUUGAAGUAGCUUA
Xyrauchen texanus (razorback sucker) is the source of this 4321-nucleotide messenger RNA. RefSeq names its product arylacetamide deacetylase-like 4 (gene aadacl4). The transcript has 4 exons. Gene Ontology annotation, cellular component: membrane. The record is from RefSeq and is a predicted model, not a curated record. The coding region runs from base 23 to 1273 and encodes 416 amino acids. Gene Ontology annotation, molecular function: carboxylic ester hydrolase activity. Lineage: Eukaryota; Metazoa; Chordata; Actinopteri; Cypriniformes; Catostomidae.